AUGGAGAAACUCCCUAGAGAAAUCGAAGUAGAUAUUUUUUCACGGUUACCGGGUGAAACUCUGUUACCUUCCAAACGAGUAUGCAAGACCUGGCGAGAUCUAUUCCUUGAUAACCAUUUUAUUGAUGUUCAUCUACGUCGUCAAUUUAUAGGAUUUGAAGACAAAGAAGAUCAUCCAUACUACCAUAAGGGGGGUUCUUCUUCUUGUUCCAGUAACAAUAAAGAUGAUGCUGAGGUGAGUUUUCUUAUUCUGGGAGAUUGGCAUGAUAAAAGUCAAAACAAAUCAUUUUAUUAUGGUAAUUAUUCCAAUGAGAAACAGCAGUUCACUUGUAAGAAGCUGAAAGCAGAGGGCAAUAAACUUUUUGCACCCAAUUCGAAUUAUUCCGUCGUUGGCUCAUGCAACGGCCUGAUUUGUUUCUCGACAUCUCAUAUUUCUAAGUUAUUCGUCAGCAAUGAUCCUGUUUGUGUAUGUAAUCCCAUCACAGGAGAAGUGUUCAAUCUUCCAAACUUCAUCCCUAACCGUCAACCGGAAGACCAAACAACUACUGUUAAUAUCGCAUCUGGAUUUGGUUUCGUUCCUUCAACUAAUGAAUACAAGGUUGUUAGAAUUUGCUACUAUAGAUGUACUGACAGGUCUAUGGACUGGGUGCCCUUAGAGGUCCAGGUAUGUACACUUGACGAAGAAGGGAUAUAUGAUAUGUCGAAGGCUUUCGACCGAGUUGAAUGA
Molecule: messenger RNA, 726 nt
Organism: Papaver somniferum (opium poppy)
Lineage: Eukaryota; Viridiplantae; Streptophyta; Magnoliopsida; Ranunculales; Papaveraceae
Product: F-box protein At3g07870-like
Exons: 1
Coding region: 1-726 (241 amino acids)
Molecular function (GO): protein binding
Source: RefSeq, a predicted model, not a curated record